This is a messenger RNA of Dovyalis caffra, 363 nucleotides long. The record is from the annotation of a GenBank genome assembly. NCBI's taxonomy places the organism in Eukaryota, Viridiplantae, Streptophyta, Magnoliopsida, Malpighiales, Salicaceae.
AUGGAUGGCACCAAAAGAAAAGGCUACAUAUGGGCAGUAUCUGCUGGAUUAAAUGCUGCUUUUUCUGCCAUUGCUGCAAAAUUCUUUGCAUGUCAGAUCAUUAAAUAUGGUCUGAUUGUGUUAUUUAACGUGACAUUGUGGGGUUGUUACGUUAACAGCCUUAAAGCUCUUUCUUCCCUACAAGCUACAGUGACAAACUUUGCUGCGAAUUUCCUAAGUUCUGGUCUAGCUGGAUUCUUUUUGUUCAACGAGACACUAUCAGUUCAGUGGUUUGCAGGUGCCUUGCUCAUUGUGAUUGGUGUGGUCAUACUCAGCAAGUCAAGUAUAGAAGGGAAGGAAAGUAUUGAUCAGAAGCUUGACUAG